AAAAAAAAAACACUAUGCAAAAUUUGCUACAUAAAAGGAUAUGAGUUUUUAAACAUACAAUCGCAAUUACAUCGCUACGUAUUUAAGCUUUAGAUAGUAGAAAAUUGCUAUCAAACGGCUGAUUCUGCUAUAGGUAUGUAUCGUGCAUUACGAGCAUGAUACAUGGUCGACUCUGGUCGGAUUUUCAUUUCCAACCUAACAAAAUUCAAUUAACGCAAGACCCAAAGCUGGCUAAACAUGCAAUGCAUAGAAGAUAUGUUGUUGAUUGGGUGCUCGAACAACAGCGUUUGAAUGACGAUCUUUUCUAAUUUUCUUCAAUGGUGAACCUCAUUUUUUGCUUUGGGAAUGUGGCAACAAGAAAAUCGUCGCAUCGUCGUGCAGCGAAAAUCUGCAAAUGAAAUGCUGUUGCAUCCCCAAAAACAUCAAUGUAUUGUGUGGCAUUUGGUCUGGAAUUGGGAUUGGCUCGCAGUCGUUUGUGUGUAAUGUAACUCAGAUCGCAAAAUCUGAUCGCUACAGUCGCUUGAUUACCAUUGUGUUUCGCAUAAAAUUGCAGAUAUACAUGGUGAAGAUAUGCGUAUAUCAGAAGGACGAUGCCAUGCAACGCGUGUCGUUUUGGCAUUGCUACGCGAGCAAUUACACGACCCUCAAGCCAUUGGUGCUUUGAAAACAAACAUCUGUCAUGCUAUGGCCGAGUUAUUGCGCGUUAUGUGCGUACAAGCCAUCGAAAAUUAUUUCAAAAGGAUCCAGGCUUGUAAAGUGAUUCGUGAAGGACAUUUAAAUGAUUUUAUAUUCUGCAAAUGAAGGCAAGAUUCAAACAAUGUAUUGGAACCCCAAAAUGGGAAACCCCAGGGCAGCAAAACGCAUAAAACACUGUUGCUUAGCCAUAAAUAUAUCGUUACACAUACACUACUGCUGCAAAGUCAAUUGCUUGAAGCGAGAUACGACAGCUCGGUUUGAGGGCGUGGGGUAUCUACGUACCGUUGAAUAAGAAACUCUCUAGCGCAAACUACUAUGAGGAAGUUAGGAAGAUCGCAAUGUGAUUGCGCAUCGAAUUGUUAUUCGGAAUGGGGAUGGCACUUCAAACGGUUUCAUGUUAUUCUUAUUUGUACUCAAAUUCGCGAGAAGGUCGUUUUAGUGCGAUCAACUCUUUCACCUAAAUAAGGCGAGUAUUUUGAAUGGAUUUGACUCUAGCCAAGAGCUAGCGCGCCAUCUUUACAAAAGCAAGUUCGCAACGAGGAUAUAACUUGUCGCAAUACCCAUUCUGUUUGCAAUAGAGCACUAAGUUGAAAGGAAUAGAGAUCUGUAUUUCACAUUGAAAUGAGUUUUAAGAUACAAGAAACUAAGCGAGAUCUGUGUUUUACUUGUCGCGUUCACAAUUUUAAAAGUUGUGAUAAUGGGCUGCUGGAAAUAGGAGCCUGGAGCUUUCUUAAAAUAAAGUGCGGAUUGCUGCCAAAGAGCGACAAAGAGAAAACAGAGUUUACGUUAUUGCUUACGGAUAAUUUUUUUUUCGACAUAUUGACGAAUCUACUUUGAAACGAGGAAACAACAACAACAAAAAAAAAAUAAAAUAAAUAAAAAAAAUAAACAAAAUUAUGGAAAUGAAUUUUCCAAGCAAAUUCUUAAAGUGAGAGGAGAAAAAAUAGAUAUUUAAAAAAAAAAUCGGUCAUCAGAUGUAUAUGAAAAUUUUGAAAAGUUGCACGAAGAUUAUCCAGAAAUCAGCAGAAAUUUUGUGUCGUGAAAGUGAUUUGGAAUUUAAUAGCGCCUAGAAAUACUAUGGGUAAAGAUUUUUAUGAAAUUCUGGGCAUAGGUAAGGAUGCCAACGAUGAUGAGAUCAAGAAAGCGUAUCGAAAGCUAGCAUUGAGAUAUCAUCCGGAUAAAAAUAAAACGCCACAGGCUGAGGAACGUUUUAAGCAGAUUGCGGAAGCGUAUGAAGUAUUAUCCGAUAAGAGGAAACGCGAUAUUUAUGAUCAAUUCGGCGAAGAAGGGCUUAAGGGUGGUGUGCCGGGAACGGCGGGCGAAUCGAAUGGUAGCUACACUUAUCAUGGGGACCCGCGUGCCACUUUCGCACAAUUCUUCGGAAAUUCCAAUCCUUUUGGUAUAUUCUUUGGUGCAGAAGAUUUCAGUCAGAUGUUCGAACAGCCGACUAUAUUCAUGACUGCCGAUGAUCUUUUCGCUCAAAUGGGCAGCUCUGGUGGUCCAUUUCGCUCACGGUCUGCUCAAAGUAAACCAAAUCGUAGACGGCAGCAACAAGAUCCCCCCAUCGAAUACGAUUUGUACGUCUCUCUCGAAGAAAUCGAUAAGGGUUGCGUGAAGAACAUGAAAAUCUCGCGAAUGUCAAUGGCAAGUGGCCGGCCCCGCAAGGAUGAGAAGAUAUUAAACAUUAACGUCAAGCCGGGCUGGAAAUCGGGAACUAAAAUAACUUUCCAAAAAGAGGGAGACGAAAUUCCUGGAAAGAUACCCGCGGAUAUUGUUUUCAUCAUCAAAGAUAGACCUCAUCCAAUAUUUAAACGUGAAGGCACUGACUAUAGGUAUACUGCCAAGAUCAGUUUAAAGCAGGCAUUAUGCGGAACAACCGUUAAAGUACCAACAUUGCAAGGCGAUAAGAUCACAUUGAGUUUGUAUAGCGAAGUAAUAACACCGAAUACAGUCAAGCGGAUAAAUGGUCGAGGUUUACCAUUCCACAAAGAGCCCCAUCGUCGCGGUGACUUAGUGGUUUCGUUCGAUAUCAAGUUUCCCCACAAAAUACCAAAAUCACUUAAGGACAUACUUGCAGAAAUGUUACCGAACUCCGAUUGAAAUAUCUAUCUGUCUGUUUGCGACCUGUUAACACCUCUAUCUAAAGAGUACGGGAGCACG
This is a messenger RNA of Glossina fuscipes, 2856 nucleotides long. RefSeq names its product dnaJ protein homolog 1-like. Lineage: Eukaryota; Metazoa; Arthropoda; Insecta; Diptera; Glossinidae. The coding region runs from base 1774 to 2796 and encodes 340 amino acids. Gene Ontology annotation, cellular component: cytosol. The record is from RefSeq and is a predicted model, not a curated record. Gene Ontology annotation, molecular function: protein-folding chaperone binding. The transcript has a single exon. Gene Ontology annotation, biological process: negative regulation of transcription by RNA polymerase II.